This is a messenger RNA of Malus domestica (apple), 788 nucleotides long. RefSeq lists its product as uncharacterized. The record is from RefSeq and is a predicted model, not a curated record. Lineage: Eukaryota; Viridiplantae; Streptophyta; Magnoliopsida; Rosales; Rosaceae. Gene Ontology annotation, molecular function: zinc ion binding.
UAAUAUAGUGUGAGUCCAGCAGCUCCCUUGUAAUUAACCCAAGGUAAUGCAUAAACCGCGGCCUGGGAGUAAAAUUUUUGCAGAAGUCCUCAACUUUGUCCAGAGUGAGACUCUCUCGGUGUUCAUCCAUGGCAGCCCAAGCUGGUUCUUCUUCUGCGCAGGAGGACCAAUUUCUAGAAAACGAGGAAGAUUUAUUUUAUGGAGCUGAAUCGGGUUGGGUCGAGGCCCGAACAUCUUGCGAUCACCUUGCUUCCCUGUCGUCUGAUCUCGCUCACAUUCCCACUCCUGAUACUGCCUGCAACAGAUGCCAGCAUCCCAAUGAGAACUGGUUAUGUUUGUGCUGUAAGGACGUCCUCUGCAGCCGCUUUGUGAACAAGCACAUGCUCCAGCAUUACCAGCAGUCUAACCAUUGUCUUGCUCUCAGCUAUAGUGACCUAUCUGUCUGGUGUUUCUCCUGUGAUGCAUAUUUAGAUGCGCAACUGAUCCCACAACUGCGGCCUGUAUAUGAAACUGCCUACAUUCUGAAAUUCGGCGAGGCGCCACCAUUCCGUACGGUUUAAUAGCAGACAUGGGACAUAAUCUAACUGUGUUUAUAUCUGGCGGGGCAUGUCACAGUACUCUUCUCAGAGUCAACCUUCGUUUUGUUUGCUUAUGUUUUCUUAUUUGAAAGAGCAGAUGGUAUCAGAUGAUCUUCAUUACACAAACCUUGUAAUUUAUCUGGACGUGUAAAGUUAUCAAGCUCGAUGAAUAUCGCUUUGUCUGACUCUUUCCGCAUCACGGCAUGAUAA